This is a messenger RNA of Dovyalis caffra, 393 nucleotides long. NCBI's taxonomy places the organism in Eukaryota, Viridiplantae, Streptophyta, Magnoliopsida, Malpighiales, Salicaceae. The record is from the annotation of a GenBank genome assembly.
AUGCUUAUUUAUGACGAUAACGGUUAUACCGUUGUUGCUUCAGGUAUGGAGGAUGGUAACAAGCAAGAGCAGGUUGAUGGAAAUCUUUCCGAGGAUAAAAGUUCCAUGCCUUCACAUAAACAGGAGGAGGAAGCCGUAAAAAAGAGAUACGGAGGAAUCAUGCCUAAGAAACCACCUCUCAUUUCUAAGGACCAUGAACGUGCAUACUUUGAUUCUGCUGAUUGGGCACUUGGAAAGCAAGGUGUUGAGAAGCCCAAAGGACCACUUGAAGCCCUUCGGCCUAAAUUACAGCCCACACAACAGCAAACGCGAUACCGGAAGUCUCCUUAUGCCCCAGCAGAUGGCGAAGAUGGAGGAAGUGCUCCAUCUGAGGAUGCAACUGCUAAUGAAUGA